This is a messenger RNA of Capsicum annuum, 1904 nucleotides long. Its product is annotated as protein SOSEKI 5. The record is from RefSeq and is a predicted model, not a curated record. NCBI's taxonomy places the organism in Eukaryota, Viridiplantae, Streptophyta, Magnoliopsida, Solanales, Solanaceae. The coding region runs from base 356 to 1735 and encodes 459 amino acids. The transcript is spliced from 4 exons.
AGACUAAGUCGAACCAUAAGAUAGAAGAAAAUUAUUUCAAUAAUACAAGAGGUAAGGAGAAAAACAUAAGACAAGUGAAAUUUGACAGGUAGCUGUUGUCUGCCGCAUCGUAUUUUGAAAUCUCUGCUCCCUCCCUUUGCUUCAUCCCACCCCCCAAUCCCUACAACCCAUGCCAACCUUCCCACCAAAUAAAUCCCCCGUUAUUCACUCUCUAUAUUUCAACUCUUCACAUAAUUCCAAGCAUUCUGCCUCGUAAAACAUUCCCUUAACCUUCUCUAUAUAGAAGAAGAGACACUAAACUCCAACUUCCAUUAUUUCUUCUCUUUCUUGUAGCAAAAAUUGUUAGCAAGCUUAAAUGGCGGUAUCAUCUAGAUCCGUUAGAGUAACGGAUCUGCAAAUGCAACAAAAAUGGAAAGAGAGAGAAAUCAGUCCGGAGCGUACUAAAGUUUGGACUCAAAAUCCAAAUCAGAAGCUAAAAUCUGAACGUAAAGUGCCUGUUGUUUAUUAUCUUACUAGAAAUGGACAACUUGAACACCCUCAUUUCAUGGAAGUCCAUCUUUCUUCCCCUGAUGGCCUUUAUCUAAGAGAUGUGAUCAAUCGCUUGAAUUUUCUCCGAGGAAAAGGCAUGGCUUCUCUCUACUCCUGGUCUGCUAAAAGGAGCUACAGAAACGGAUUUGUGUGGCACGAUUUGGCGGGGCACGAUUUUAUAUAUCCAGCACACGGCGAAGAGUACGUUCUCAAAGGAUCAGAACUUGUUGAUGGUGCAACAACAACGCUAACAUCUCAAUCUGAAGAAGAACAAGUAGAAUUUUCCAGCUCAAAAACUCAUGUGCCGCUGGAAGUUAGAAAACUCACCGAAGAUCGUGAAAUUCCGGCAGUUUCACGGCGGCGCAACCAAUCGUGGUGUUCCGCCGACUUCAACGAGUACAGAGUCUACAAAGCAGAUUCUGUUAACGAAUCCUCCGGCAAAGCUGCCGCCGCCGAUGCUUCAACUCAGACCGACGACCGCCGUCGCCGGCGGAGGGAAAUCGGAACUGUCAUGGAAGAACAAGAAGAAAUAGAACGGACUCAAAGUCAUUCAACGGAACUGAGCAGAGGCGAGAUUUCGCCUCCGCCGUCUGAUUCAAGUCCGGAAACACUUGAAACGUUGAUGAAGGCGGACGGUAGGGUAAUCGUACGGUCAGAAACAGUCAACGAAGAUCGUACAGUUGAUAAUAAUCAAUCAAGUGGUAAAACCAGAGGAUCUUCCGUGUUGAUGCAAUUUUUAUCGUGUGGGUCAAUGUCGUUCAAGGAUUGUGGGCCCGGUGGUUAUGGAAAAGAUCAUGGGCUAUCGUUGAUUUCACAUUACAAAUCAAGGGUACCACGUGGGGGAGAAAUGAAUGAUAAUCAGGUAGAGAAGGGUGCAGAGAAUAGUAAGGUGGAGUAUCAUGGAAUCAUUAAGGUAGAAGAUAAAGAGUACUUUAGUGGAAGCUUAAUAGAGACAAAGAAGGACGAAUAUCCAGCUCUGAAGAGAUCUUCUUCAUUUAAUGCAGAUCGGAGCGCGAAGUUGGAAAUAAGGGAGAAAGAGAUAGAAGGGGUGAAAGCAAAAUGCAUUCCAAGAAGGCCAAAGAAUCAAUCCACCAGAAAGGAAUUAGGAAGCAGCACUGACUUGUCUUGCGGUAGCAGUGCCAGUAUUUCUAGUAGUAGCAGUAGCCAACAUGGUAGCAAAAGGCUAGGGGUUCCACCCCAAAUCUAGAGCUAAAUCAAGCAAUAGUAGCUUAGAGGGUCAGAAGCAUUCACCAAAGCAAUAUCUAGUUCUGAUCUCCAUGGUUGCUAGGUUGUAAAUAAACUGAAAUUAGCUAUAAAUCUUAUCGCUAAUCUGUUGUCAAAUUGCUCGUAGUUAAUAUAAUUUCUUGAUAAUCUAU